This is a messenger RNA of Diatraea saccharalis (sugarcane borer), 3708 nucleotides long. The record is from the annotation of a GenBank genome assembly. NCBI's taxonomy places the organism in Eukaryota, Metazoa, Arthropoda, Insecta, Lepidoptera, Crambidae.
AGUACCGCCGCGACGAUGGCCACGAACGGACGUACGAAGCGUUCGCAGUCGAUAUGCGCGCCGGCUUCCGCGAGUAUGGAGGCGCUCGCGGCGCCCAUGGAGACGACGCCGGCGCCGCGACGUCGCCCAGCGACACGCUCGCAGUCCGCGCGGAUAACAGGCGGUCGGUCUGUUCGCCAGAGACGGCAACAGCAGCAGCAGCAACAACUCGACAGGGAGACCAGAGCCCGCUACAGCUCGGAGCCGAGGCUCGCAGAGGCGGAGACCCCUCCGCAAGUCAGGAGGCAGGCCUCCGCCCGCCGCCGGCCUCCUCCCGGCCAACACAACCAGCCUCGCCGCUCCAACGCAUUCCUCGAUGUACCCCGUACAACGCACCAGCCAGAAGAAGAGCCCGACGAGGAUUCAUACCGACUUCGCACCUUCAACAUCACCCAGAAAGGAGGCAUUGUGAACCGAGGUGAUUCGUUUCGACGGCGGAGGUCGAGAUCGGGCAGCUUGGCGCCGUCCUCACCCGCUCAGUCAGCCCCUGAGCCUCAGGAGCGUAGGCCGGUAGCCUGCCACAGGGUAGCCAUGGUCGGUGCGCCGGGAGUAGGCAAGACUGCACUCAUUAGCCAGUUUCAGACCAGCGAAUGUAUCAACGCUUACGACAGACAAAGAGAUAUCGACAGCUCGGAACAAAAGGUCUCAAUAAUGUUGAACGGAGAAGAAUCUGAAUUAUAUUUUGUAAACUGCACUAGUACAAAAGAAGAAAUAGAACGUAGCGAGCCACCAGACGCGUUCGUGGUUAUCUACUCGGUGGUGGACAAAGCCUCUUUCCAGAAAGCGGAGCAGGAACUAGCGAGGUUGAUGGAUUGCGACAUGUUACGUGCACGGCCCGCGCUCUUGGUCGCCAACAAGAUAGAUUUGGCUAGAAGCCGCGCAGUAUCUACUCAAGACGGCAAGUGCUUGGCCUGUACAUACAAAGCGAAGUUUAUAGAGGUGUCAGUCGGCAUCAAUCACAAUGUAGACGAACUUUUAGUUGGUAUACUCAAUCAGAUCAGAUUAAAGAAGCAGCAGUACGCGGAGGGCGGAAGAGAAUCUUCACCAGCACAUUGGUACAAAACAAGAGGUGUAGUACGUGCAAGCAUGAAGGCCCGCCAAAUGUUUACGUGGAUAUUCGGUAAAGAAGAUUCGAAAUUCAAAAACUGUGAGAACUUACAUGUACUGUGAGUAGAAAGCGAUUCGCCCGAGCCGGUUUUCGUGUAAGUACUGUGACAGUUUGACAUUUGGUGGUGUUUAGUCUGUGGUCUGUGGUGAAUUUAAAUUAAGAAUGGUGGCGAAUUUCAAAUAUUCAAAUUCAGAAAGUGUUUGGGUUGCUUAAUGAAUUUUGUGCCUUUUUGUUUUUUUCUUUUGUAAACAAAUUAAUGAUAGGGGUUUUUACUUAUAAAGGAAAUGUAAGUACGAGAUUUUUUUUGCAAAAUCUCGACAGUUCUUAAGGUACUUAUUAAUGAGGCAUUAGAGUAGUAUUAACUGUGAGUAUUUUUAAGGUCUGUGUCAUAUAAAGCCAAAGUUCAUGGUAUUCGUCAGUGUUAUAGAUAUAUAUAAUAAUUAUGUGCCAAUUUUGAGAGAAUUUAACAUACGUACUUAAAUUGUUAGAAUAACUUUAGUAAUAUUAUAGUUUUUAAGCUAUAUACAGUAUUUUCCUCAUUAAAUUAUCAAAUACUAAACGUAUCAGCAAUAAUUAUAUACAAAUGUAUUUAACAGUGGUAUUGUUUUUGUACCAACAUUUUUAUACCAGGAGUCUUACUUAGUAUAUAAUAGAACCAAGUGAUGUCUCGUACAUAAAUUCACAUGUACAGGCGACAAGAAUCUCACUACCACCACCAGCUACCACGUAACAUCCCCAGGAGUUUCUCAACGACCGAGUGAAUGCGAUGUAGGUACUUUGUGGAUACGUCUACCAUUAUUGGAGUCUCAUCCAGGGCCCGUUCUAGCUUUUUUGUCGCCCCGGGCAAAAAGAUAUUCAUCAUGAGCUUACUAGUGUAUUAGUCCAUUGUGGUAUCUAAACAAAUUUGGAAAAGUACAUUAUAUAAAAUAUACAUUUUAAAAUGAUAUUUUUUCGGGUUGCUAAGCAGGGUCCUUUUUAUAAAAAAAGAAAAUUAUCGACAUUAACCCUCAAUGACUCCGUCGUCGCUCUAAAUUUUCCCACCCCAACUUUUGUCGCUCUAGCCAAUUCCCCUGAUUGCUCUUAGAUCGAGUCCUGUCUCAAGGAAGUAAAUCGUGCAUGUACCAUUAUCCCAUUUUCGCCAUCUAAUUAAUAUUGCUACCAACAUGGUUCUUUUAAAAAUAAUGUCAAUUCUAAUCAAUGGUAACAUCAUAAACACGAAAUAUUUGUUUGCAUUAAAUAGGCUCUGAAACUACUUGCCUGAUUUAAAAAAAAUAUUUCAAAACAGGAAGCUUCAUAAUACAGUUUGUUACAUAUCAAUCAUUUGCGAGAAUAAAGACUCAUUCAAAAAUACAAAAUCUUACUAAGGUAAUAUUAUUUUCUCAAACGGGUAGUAAUAUUUUGCCAAAUACAUAUGUGUUUCUGAGAAAUGUGUUGCGUACUCGAGAGAGACUUGAUUGUGAGUUUCGUGUCUGUUUUCAAUAUUUAUUCUCGCAAAAUAACAAUGAAAAUUAUAUACUAAAUAAACAACAAUCGAUUUAUAUUAUGAUAUGGGUUUAAAAAAGUAUUACAAAAACAAUACUACUGCGACUUGAAUAUUUAAUUAAUGGAUAAUAAAAUCAUAUUGGACCAGUGUAAAACAUAUAAUAAUUAUAAUGAUAACGAAUAUUUUCUAUUCGAAACAUUUUGUAACCAUAUCCGAAUAAUUAUGAACAUGUCUAUACCUUAUCAAAUGUAUAUUUAUGCUAAUCAAUCAACAACAUUUAAUAUUAGGUAUUAUAACUGUAUUGUAAAACCCAUAAAUUAAAAUAGUAUUUCUCUAUUCCGAAUAUGAACAACAUUUUACUACUGGACAGUACUCCUAAAGGAAAGCAUAUUUUUAAUAUAAUAAGUUAGUUAGCCAUCAAAUUGUCUAUUUUAUAUUCCUAUUGUUCGGAUAAAAAGUUUCUAUUGUAGGUAAUUACAAAAAAAUAUAUAGUACUGUAUUGUCUGUAACCUUUUGGGGGCCAUGUAUUUCCUUCCACAUAAUCAUUAGUUGAUUUUCUAUGUAUACAUGAGCGUGAAUCUGUAAUGCCCGUACGGCGCUGAGGAAAAAAAGCGUUAUUAUAGCGUUAAUUAACUGCAUUUUUCCUAAGUACGGCCCAAAUAUUCAAGCCGUGUCAAACUGAUGGUGUGGCGUGAUGCAUUUUUAGCAUGCCAAUUACUAUGUUUAGAGAUGGCGUAAAGCGUAGGCGAUAUUGGCCAUCCUCGCGCUUCGAAAAACAAAAAUAAGUGAAAGAAAAUUGGAAAAACUGGAAUUACAUUGUGUUAAAUUAUUAAAGUGUUUUUAAUAAUAAAAUGCAAUAUUGCAAUACUGGGUGAUCAAAAUUUAUUAUCUAGAGAGUUCAUUAUAAAUGCGCCGUGAGAUGAACACAUUUGAGAAUUCGAAUUCAAUAAAAGAUUAAUCAAUAAGUGCUUCAAGAUUAAUUUGUGGAAGAAAUUACAGAGAAACGCCACGCCACUCCUUCUAUCUGACCAAGCCUUAAAAAAACUAAGGAAUUCUGAAAAAGUUUCCUUUAAACUGG